GCCGAACUGAGUCUCCAUAACAAGCCAGGAGACUGUUGGGUGAGCAUUCACGGACACGUUUACGAUGUGACCGAAUUCUUAGAAUCUCAUCCGGGUGGUGCAGACAAGUUGCUAAGGUUUGCGGGAAAAGAUGCCACGCGCAGUUUUAGAUUGCAGCAUCUGGAAGGACACCUUGAGCGUUAUCUUGGUGAAGAGGCGUACCGCGGAGAGCUCCUUGUUCCUAAGAAGGAAAAGGCGACCAAGAAAGCCAGAGAGAAAAAAGAAAAAAAACACGAAAGCCUGGACAAAUACACUGUGGAAGACAAACCUGCUUUGGAUCAGAUUUUUUCGAUGAACGAUUUCGAGUAUGUAGCCCAAAAGACCCUACCUGAUCUCGUGUACACCUAUCUUCAAACUGGUUCAGACAACGAGUUUUCACGUUACGAGGACAGGGCAGCUUUGUGCAGGAUUUUUUUUCGUCCAAAAUGUCUAGUUGAUGUCAGAGAGCUUGAGUUGACCUCGCAGGUGCUUGGAGCUAAAGCAGCCAUGCCCUUUUUGGUGGGUGCAUUCCCCGGCUCAGGUUUGAUUCAACCCAACGGUGAGACUGUUGUGGUUCGACCUGCCGGCGAAAGGAGCAUUCUGCAGAUUAUUCCGAAAGAUAGCGACACAAGUCUUGAAGAAAUCAUGAAGGUGAGCCAGGGGAGGGACGUUUUCUACCAGUACUCGAUUGACAGCAGGGAGGAGCUUCAUGAGAGUGCUGGUGUGCUCAACGAGCUGAAGACGAGGUUUCCGAACAUACGGGGCUUCUUUAUUGAUGUGGAGAGCCCCACCGCUGGGAACCUGGAGCACUACAAGAAGGUCGAGGCCAGCCGGCAUCAGACAGAGGAGUAUCCUGCACCGCAGCUGCGGCCAAAGAGUGAGACGGAAGACUUCAGACUGUGCUGGGCGGAUCUACAGAAGCUGAAGCGGGAGGUGGAUGCUCCCAUUGUGCUAAAGGGCAUCCAGCGCAGCGAGGACGUUGUCAGGAGCCGUGAGCUUGGGUUCCGGGGGGUGUUGAUUUCGAACCACGAGGGGAAGCAGCUGGACCAGGGCCAGUCUGCGAUCGAGAUCUUGCACGCUGCCCGGAGACGACUUGGAGAGACGUCGGACUUCGACGUCUUUGUGGAGGGCGGGUUCCGGCGUGGCUCGGACCUUGUGAAGGCGCUGUGUCUGGGUGGGACGCCUGUUGUGUCGAAGCCCAUUCUCUUCAGCGAGGUGUACGGCGAGGCUGGGGUGGAGAAGGCGCUGGACAUCCUGAGCCGGGAGGUGGCGACGACGAUGCAGCUCAUAGGGGCCAAGUCUGUCUCCGAGCUCAGUGCCGAGUUUGUCGACUGCGAGAGCCUAGCUUUCAAGGCGACGGCGAUCCGGAACCUCGACGCCAUGUACGACGCCAACUACACGGAGAUGUCUGUGCCGCCGUUCGAGAACCAGGCCAGCUUG
Molecule: messenger RNA, 1458 nt
Organism: Pichia membranifaciens NRRL Y-2026
Lineage: Eukaryota; Fungi; Ascomycota; Pichiomycetes; Pichiales; Pichiaceae
Exons: 2
Biological process (GO): lactate metabolic process
Molecular function (GO): heme binding; L-lactate dehydrogenase (cytochrome) activity
Source: RefSeq, a predicted model, not a curated record